AGCUGCACACCCUCUGGCAGAACGAGGAGCGGGCCGCCAUCUCCUCCGGGAAGAUGAACGAGAUCUGGCACCGCCGGCACGACUUCUGGCUGCUGGCGGGAAUAGUGAUACACGGAUACGCCCGGUGGCAGGACAUCCAGAACGACCCCCAGUUUGCCAUCGUCAACGAGCCCUUCAAGUCGCAAGCCAACAAAGGAAACUUCCUGGAGAUGAAAAAUAAAUUUCUGGCCCGACGCUUCAAGCUUUUGGAGCAGGCGCUGGUCAUAGAGGAGCAGCUCCGGAGGGCGGCCUACCUGAACAUGACCCAGGACCCCAGCCACCCCGCCAUGGCGCUCAACGCGCGCUUCGCCGAGGUGGAGUGCCUGGCGGAGUCGCACCAGCACCUCAGCAAGGAAUCGCUGGCCGGAAACAAGCCGGCUAACGCCGUCCUGCACAAAGUGCUGAACCAGCUGGAGGAGCUGCUGAGCGACAUGAAGGCGGACGUGACCCGGCUGCCGGCCACGCUCUCGCGGAACUACGGCGCCCCCUUCAGCCCCGCCCCCCCGGGCGCCCUGCACAUGGGAGGGGCCAACUACAGCCAGAUGCCGCCCGGAUCCUUCAUAUCAGUGCUGAACGGGCCCCCCAUGUCUGUAAAGAAGGAGCGGGAGGCCGAGCUGCUGGCCAGCAGGCGGGAGCAGCGCAGCGGGGAGGUCAUCUGCAUCGACGAC
Molecule: messenger RNA, 707 nt
Organism: Menidia menidia (Atlantic silverside)
Lineage: Eukaryota; Metazoa; Chordata; Actinopteri; Atheriniformes; Atherinopsidae
Source: the annotation of a GenBank genome assembly